CGGCCCGACCGGCAUUGCUGAGCAGCCGCGCCUCGGCCGGGAGCUUCCGCGGGUGUCUGGUCCCGCCCGCAAGGGGCGGCGGCCCCGGCGAUGGCGGACGAGGCGCUGUUCCUGCUGCUGCACAGCGAGAUGGUGGCGGGGCUGUACCGCGCCGCAGAGCAGGGCGAAGGGGAGAACGGGCGCUGCACCACCAAGCUGGAGAGCAUGGGCUUCCGCGUCGGGCAGGGGCUCAUCGAGAGGUUUACAAAAGACACUGCCAGGUUCAAGGAUGAAUUAGAUAUUAUGAAGUUCAUUUGCAAAGAUUUUUGGACAACUGUAUUCAAAAAACAAAUAGAUAACCUAAGGACUAAUCACCAGGGUAUUUAUGUCCUUCAAGACAAUAAAUUUCGUCUCUUGACACAAAUGUCUGCAGGAAAGCAGUAUUUAGAACAUGCACCAAAGUAUUUAGCAUUCACCUGUGGACUAAUCAGAGGAGGGCUAUCAAAUCUGGGAAUAAAGAGUAUUGUAACAGCUGAAGUUUCAUCAAUGCCUGCAUGUAAAUUUCAGGUGAUGAUACAGAAGAUGUAGAGCACAUUCGAAUCUGGGUAUCUACUUCAAAAAGCCUUUGUGUGUGGAUUCAGUAUCUUGCCUCAGUCUUGUAUAUAACAUGUAAAUUAUAGCAGUGUGCAGCACAAUUCCAAAAUAUAUAAUAAAUGCUCAUCAAAAUAACUUAACACUA
This is a messenger RNA of Corvus hawaiiensis (hawaiian crow), 718 nucleotides long. It is a transcript of the gene TRAPPC6B, whose product is annotated as trafficking protein particle complex subunit 6B. The record is from RefSeq and is a predicted model, not a curated record. Gene Ontology annotation, biological process: regulation of GTPase activity; endoplasmic reticulum to Golgi vesicle-mediated transport. Gene Ontology annotation, cellular component: trans-Golgi network; cis-Golgi network; TRAPP complex. Lineage: Eukaryota; Metazoa; Chordata; Aves; Passeriformes; Corvidae. The transcript is spliced from 6 exons. Bases 91 to 567 code for a protein of 158 amino acids.